Messenger RNA from Angiostrongylus costaricensis, 453 nucleotides. Lineage: Eukaryota; Metazoa; Nematoda; Chromadorea; Rhabditida; Metastrongylidae. The record is from the annotation of a GenBank genome assembly.
AUGCCUACUAAGUGUCAAGAUCGGGUAGGGGAACAGAUGUUACACAAGGUUGAAGCGACUUCGUUUGCUGCAAUGGGCGGUCGUGGUGGUGGUUGCGGAAUCGGCGGUGCCAGCGGAGGCGUCGUUUCGCAUGUCGGCUUUCCAGUCACGCCCACGUUAGCUCUAUCGGCGGUCGUUUCUUCGAUGCCUAUUGCAGUCAUAGGUGGAUCUAAAAUUCGACGAAACGAUAAGAAUACACCGGACAAGACAUCGAGCGAUGACAGCGAGUCCAAUUCACUUGGAGAACGAGCACCAUCGAAACUAACGCUUGAUGACGAGUUAUUCGACAUACUCUAUGCGUUCGGAACACGUCAGGGAGAACUAGAAGACUCAAGGCGAAGACAGAUAUUUCUAAAGAUGUGUGCUGAGGAACAUUUUGAGGAGAAUGGUGCUGCUGAGAUGUUUUUGACGUAA